ACCACUUCCCACUACUUCUGUCUAACAUAGGAAUCAAACCAGAAAGAGAAAAGAAAACCCUAAAAAUCUCUCAUUCAUAAAUUUCCCUACUCAAUUAGUAUCUAAAAUGGCACUCCUUAAUGACCAUUCCGAUGUAAUUACAGAGCCUAAUUACAUCGCUAAACCGAACUCCUCGUCCUCCGACCUCUCCUCUCCAGAGUAUUACACCGACGUGGCUUACGCUUCGAGCUGCAGUACGAUGAAUUUGGAUCAUCAUCGUCAUCAAGGGUUUGUGUUCUGCCCUACCGAUCAAUCACCGGUUCAUGAAUAUUCUUUGAUAGAUUUCAAUGGAUCGUUUCUUAACUUCGAUCACGACGAUGAUCAUCAAAAGAGUUUUGUUCCGGUGGUCAUGGAGGGAAACAACAACAUGAACUAUGGCUACACGAGUUGGAGUAGUCAUCAGUUUGAUAGCCCGAACUGCUUUGAAACAACGAGCAAUCUCGGAUUAUUGGCAGAGAAUUCUGCAAGUAAAACCACUAGCCAUGGAAAUGGGCAUUGGUUAUACUCGGAUUCGACAGUUGUAAGCACCGGUUCAAGGCAAGAUUCCACAUCUCCCAAACCAGCUGGAAAUAAGCGGCCUGGCACGGGAGAGAGCACUCAAGCUUCGAAGAAGCAGUGCAGUGGUAAGGCCAAACCAAAGGCAACAACUUCAGCAAAAGAUCCACAAAGCCUAGCAGCCAAGAAUCGAAGAGAAAAGAUAAGCGAACGUCUCAAGAUAUUGCAAGAAUUGGUCCCCAAUGGAACCAAGGUUGAUUUGGUUACUAUGCUCGAAAAGGCCAUUAGUUAUGUCAAAUUUCUUCAACUACAAGUUAAGGUUCUUGCCACUGAUGAAUUUUGGCCGGCGCAAGGAGGAAAAGCUCCUGAUAUUUCUCAAGUUAAAGAAGCCAUUGAUGCAAUCCUCUCAUCACAACGAGACAAGAACUCAUCAAGUCCCAAACCAAAUUGAAGACUCAUCACAAUCAAUGAACAUCUAUGUAAUAAUAAUAUCAUGAAAAAUAUAAAAAGAACAAUAAUUCUAUAUAUAACUUCGACGCUCGAAAUAAAAUUAUAUAUGAAAUCCCUAACGCAUUGAUAUCUCCGAGACAAGAUUUUAAUUGAGGCUUCGAAGUUACCGAUGAUGGGUCCAACGGUCCACAUUAGAAUGGAAUCUUCAUUAGUAGAUAAAAAAUAUAAAUGUAUUUUUUUCCCUUUUUUUAAUGUACUUUGUU
Tarenaya hassleriana is the source of this 1247-nucleotide messenger RNA. RefSeq names its product putative transcription factor bHLH086. The record is from RefSeq and is a predicted model, not a curated record. The coding region runs from base 107 to 985 and encodes 292 amino acids. NCBI's taxonomy places the organism in Eukaryota, Viridiplantae, Streptophyta, Magnoliopsida, Brassicales, Cleomaceae. Gene Ontology annotation, cellular component: nucleus. Gene Ontology annotation, biological process: regulation of transcription by RNA polymerase II. Gene Ontology annotation, molecular function: DNA-binding transcription factor activity, RNA polymerase II-specific; RNA polymerase II cis-regulatory region sequence-specific DNA binding; protein dimerization activity. The transcript has 5 exons.